UAUAUUGUAUAUCUUAAUGACUUGCGCAUGCUUACGUUUCCCUCUCUUUCCAUUGUAUACAACUAUUCUUUCUUUUGUAAAUGUUCAAGUUAAGAAUUUGAGCACAGUUUAAAGUGGCAUGUAAUAUUAAUAGAAAAGAAUUAAUAUUUAGUACGUUGGACAGAGAAAUUUACCGAUAAAAUUGAAACAAAAUAUAAGAAACAAUGAAUAUUGCGGAUGGAGUUGGAUAUACGAGAUCAGAAAUAUUCGUACUUGUGGCAAGAGUAUCAUUUAUUGCGGCUUUUGGAUUUUUUAGUAUGAAAUGGAUUAUGAAUCAACUUGAUCCUACGAAUAAUGCAAAGAAAAAAGCCAGAAAAAAGGCACGAGAACAGUUACGAAAACUUGCUAAAACAGAUAAUUUAUUAUGGUCAGUAGACAUGGAUCAAUUGACAGAUUAUGAAAUGAUAAUAGCUAAUCAUAUAGUGGAUCCCAAAGAUAUUCGGGUUUCAUGGGAAAAUAUUGCAGGUCUUGAACAUGUUAUACAAGAAUUAAAGGAAACUGUUAUAUUGCCUAUACAAAGAAAGGAACUAUUUGAAGAUUCUCAAUUAACACAAGCACCAAAGGGUGUACUCUUACACGGACCACCAGGCUGUGGUAAAACAAUGAUUGCCAAAGCAACUGCUAAAGAAACUAAAACAUGUUUCAUUAAUUUAGAUGUAAGCAUUCUAACUGAUAAAUGGUAUGGUGAAAGUCAAAAAUUAACUGCAGCUGUGUUUUCACUAGCUGUGAAACUUCAACCAUGUAUAAUCUUUAUUGAUGAAAUAGAUUCAUUUUUAAGAGCACGCAAUUCGCAAGAUCAUGAAGCAACUGCAAUGAUGAAAGCACAAUUCAUGUCUCUUUGGGAUGGAUUAAUCACAGAUCCUUCUUGCAUAGUUAUAAUAAUGGGUGCUACUAAUAGGCCACAAGACUUAGAUAGAGCUAUUCUUAGACGUAUGCCAGCUACUUUUCACAUUGGUUUGCCAAAUGAAGAGCAACGAGUGCGAGUUUUGAAAUUAAUAUUGGAUCAUGAACCAAUAGCUGAAAAUGUAGAUAUAGCAAAAUUAGCAAAAGUAACAGAAGGUUUUUCUGGAUCAGAUUUGCAAGAACUUUGUAGAAAUGCAUCUAUUUAUCGUGUUCGAGAUUAUUUACGAACUCAUACACAAGAUACAAGUGCUACCAGCAGUACUGAUGAUGAAGAAUAUCAUGAUGCAGUACGACCUAUAACAAUGGAAGAUCUUCUUACAUCAUAUAAAAAGAUAAAAACAUCUAAAAUACAUACUGGUACUUUAAGUACACUUAAAUCCGAUAUAGAUUAAACAAAAAAUUAUAGUAUGUAUUAAUUUACUUUGAAAUUUUUUAUUUUAAAAAAAAAUUAGAAAACAAUUUUAUAAUAAUGUUUCUCGUUUUCAAAUAUUUAAAAGAAAAAUAUUUAAAAAAAGAAUUUAUUAUUGCAAAAUUUCACAACUGGCGAAUAAUUAUCAAUACCAACAGUACAAUGCAUGAGAAAGAGUGUAUAUAUGCAUAUAUGUGUAUAAUGUAAAAUAGAUACAAAACUAUGUUUGUAUCUAACUUGUAUUUAAUCUCUCAAAGACCGAGAUCAAGUUGAAAUUUUCUUUCCAUGUAGACAAAAAGAUUUUACAGAGAACUUUAUGAAACUGUUUUGAUUUUUUUAUUUAGAAUCAUUAGAAUUCUCUAUAUAUUGCAUUGACUGUCGUUUUUUAUCCUAUAUAUCGUUUAGUUAUCCUAGAAGUAGUGGUAGAAGAUUUCUUACAAUUUAUUUCUCAUAUAGAAUUUCAUAUUUAGAUUUUUUAAUGUUAUAUUCGUUGAAAAGAUAAAAUAAAAGAAAUUGAAUCUUUAUAGCAUAACAAUUGUAAAUGGUAACAAAAUAUGAAGAAAUGACAAUCUAUGUGAUAUAUAAAAGGACAGAGUGUAAGGAAACAGUCUGCGAUGCAUAGAGAAUGAUACUGAUGGAUUAAAGAAAAAAGAAAAAUUUCAUCAUAAUUUAAAUUAUCUUACUGCAUAAAACACAAAUUCAAGAUUUAUAAUAUAAAAAUAUUGUAAAAAAUCCAAUUUUCUCAAACGUAACUCGAUAAAUUUGUUUUGAUGAUUAAACAAUUUAAAUCUUCUGAUAUUUAUAUUUUACUAUUUUAAUUCAUUAAAUAUUUUAUUGAAUAUCAUAAUAAGAAGUUUCUCCUACAUAUAAGUUUUUUUGAAAGUAACCUCUGUAUGUGUGUAUGUAUGGUGAAUGAGUGUAUACAAAUCCGAGUAAUAUAAGAAAAUAAUUGAUUAUAUCCUGAUCACUGUUGUGUAAAUUAAUUCGUUAAUUAAUUGUUAUAUUUAAAUGUAUAAACUUUUGUAUUUAUCAUUGUACAGAUAAGAAUUCAUAAUUGGUGUUCAUAAAUAAGCAAAUAUUCCGAAUAUUAUUUUUAA
Messenger RNA from Apis dorsata (giant honeybee), 2448 nucleotides. Its product is annotated as ATPase family AAA domain-containing protein 1-B-like. Gene Ontology annotation, cellular component: mitochondrial outer membrane. Bases 204 to 1334 code for a protein of 376 amino acids. The transcript is spliced from 6 exons. The record is from RefSeq and is a predicted model, not a curated record. Lineage: Eukaryota; Metazoa; Arthropoda; Insecta; Hymenoptera; Apidae. Gene Ontology annotation, molecular function: ATP hydrolysis activity; ATP binding.